AUGAGCUCUGUGGUUGAAUCCAGUGUGGUUGACCAUUCCUUCAACAGUAGGACCCACCUAAGAAGAUUUGAAUAUAACCCGUGCUCUACCAGGAGGUGCAGACAGUUUCUGGUGAGCCAUUUUCUCAAAUAUUAUCGUCAUUAUCUGGCAGCCAUAUUUGCCAUUGAAGAGAUCAACAAGGACACUAACAUUUUACCAAACAUCACUUUAGGCUUCCAUAUUUAUGACACAUGUUCCAGCGAAAGAGAAACGGUUGAAAAUGUAUUUGGUAUCUUAACUCAGAAAAGUGAUUAUGUCCCUAAUUAUAAGUGUAACAAUAAAAGCACAGUGGGCGCAUUUGUAGGACACUUGGUAUACGCAUUAUCACAUGCAAUGUACCUGCUCCUUGGCAUAUACAGAUUUUCACAGAUUACUUAUGGAACUCAGGAUAGCAGCUUCAAUGACAGAAUACAUUUUCCAACACUUUACAAGACUAUGACCAGUGAGAACGCGCAGGAUAAAGUCAUUAUUUACCUGCUCAAAACAUUUAACUGGACGUGGGUGGGUAUUUUAUCAUCAGAUAAUGGCAAUCACCACAUUAGGAAUGAAAAACUAAAGGACCAGAUUAUCAACAGCGGUGCUGCUUGUGUUGAAUUUUUCAUCGUGGUCAAUGAGAAGUAUUUUGCAAGACAUGCUCUUCAUAAUAUGUAUAUGGAUAGUAUCGGCAACAGAUUGGAUCCUUCAGAAUUUCUGGCAACAUUCAUGCCAUGGAAGAUCCCUCAUUCUUCUUGUAGCAAGAACUGCCCUCCUGGUUCAAGAAAGAUUUUAAUCAAGGAGAAGCCAAUUUGUUGUUAUAACUGUAUUCAGUGUUCAGAAGGAGAAGUAUCUACUGUGUCUGAUAUGGAAAACUGUGUGAAAUGUCCUAACAUCCAGUGGUCGAAUGGGCAGAGAGACAAAUGCAUUAUGAGGACCUUGGACUUUCUGUCUUUUGGGGAUGCCUUGGGACUAUCUCUGGCUUGUAUGGCUGUUUUCCUGUCUGUAUUAACGACAACGGUUUUGAUCAUCUUUAUAAAGUACAAACAUACAACUAUAGUAAAAGCAAAUAACAGAGAGCUUAGUUAUUAUCUUCUUAUAUCACUGAUAUUUUCUUUUCUCUGCUCUUUAUUAUUCAUUGGUUGGCCAAUGAAGGGCACCUGUUUAAUAAGACAAGUUGUAUUCGCCAUUGUCUUUACCAUCAGUAUCUCCUGUGUGUUGGGCAAAACUCUAACUGUUGUUAUUGCCUUUAGUGCCACCAGGCCUGGAAGCAAAUUAAGAGGCUGGGUUGGUACAAGGAUCCCAAAAUGCAUUGUGUUGCUCUGCACUCUUGUCGAGAUUUUUAUCUGCUCAUUAUGGCUGAUCAAUUCUCCCCCGUUUCUAGAAUAUGACACUGAGUCCCACACAACAACAAUGAUUUUACAGUGCAAUGAAGGAUCAACUGGUGCAUUCUAUACCGUGAUUGGCUAUAUUGGACUUUUGGCUUUGAUAUGCCUCUUUGUUGCUUAUCUUUCUCGUGAAUUACCAGACAUUUUCAAUGAAGCUCAGUAUAUUACUUUCAGCAUGUUGGUGUUCUGCAGUGUCUGGAUCUCCUUCAUCCCAGCCUAUUUGAGCACCAACGGCAAGUAUUUGACAUCCGUGGAAAUAUUUGCCAUACUCGCUUCUGGAUCAGGACUUCUUGGCCUUAUAUUUGUCCCUAAGUGCUAUAUCAUUCUGUUAAAGCCAGAACGGAACACUAGAAUAUGUUUAAUACAAUUAAAAGAUAAAUAA
Xenopus laevis (African clawed frog) is the source of this 1782-nucleotide messenger RNA. RefSeq names its product vomeronasal type-2 receptor 26. NCBI's taxonomy places the organism in Eukaryota, Metazoa, Chordata, Amphibia, Anura, Pipidae. The record is from RefSeq and is a predicted model, not a curated record. The coding region runs from base 1 to 1782 and encodes 593 amino acids. The transcript has 6 exons.